Penicillium olsonii is the source of this 2124-nucleotide messenger RNA. Lineage: Eukaryota; Fungi; Ascomycota; Eurotiomycetes; Eurotiales; Aspergillaceae. The record is from the annotation of a GenBank genome assembly.
AUGUUCUACACACCACCCGCACACUUGGCUAAGGCCGAGGAGCUGAAACAGGAGCCACCGAAGGGUGUUGCCUACUCAGUCGCCAUUCCUGGGACUGAGCAACCCGGUCGUAGUCGGGUCUAUCGCGCAUGGAAUGCGCAGAAGGAACUUCUGACCACACUGGACCCCCAGGUCACGACCGCCCAUGACAUGUUCGAGUCGACCGCCAAUCGCCAACCCAAGAACCACUGCCUCGGAUGGCGUCCGUAUAACCCCACGACCAAGACCUGGGACCCCUACCAGUGGCUUACAUACGAGACUGUUCAGAAGAGGCGCGCAGCCUUCGGCGCUGGCCUGGUAGAGCUGCACCAGAAGCAUAACUGCCACCAACCAGGCCAAUAUGGUGUCGGCCUCUGGGCGCAAAACCGCCCAGAAUGGCAGAUCACUGAUCUGGCUUGCAUUUCUCAAUCCCUUUACUCCGUCUCCAUUUACGACGUGCUGGCCCCGGAUGCCACCGAAUACAUUAUCAACCAUGCCGAACUAUCCUGCGUCGUCACUUCCCUUCCUCACAUCCCGACCUUGCUCAAGCUCAAGUCCUCACUACCCACCUUGAAGUUCAUUGUCAGUCUAGAUCCGCUGGAUGGACCCGAGCAGAAUGGUCACUCCAAGCGUGCCCUGCUCGAGUCCAUGGCCGCGGGCCUGGACCUCGCAAUCUACACCAUUGAUCAGGUUGAGGAGCUGGGCUUGGCCUCCAAGCGCGGAUACAACGCUCCUUCGGCCUCCGACAUUGUCACCAUCAACUACACCUCCGGCACCACCGGUCCCCCCAAGGGCGUCGUUUUGACGCACGGCAAUGCCGUGGCUGCCACUUCCUGCGGUCUCGCCACUAUUGCCCAGGCUCGCGGUGACACCGCGUGCUCCUACCUCCCACUGGCUCACAUCUAUGCCCGUCUUGCCGAGCACACCGCGUUCUGGGGCGGUGCUCGCAUCGGAUACUUCCACGGAAACAUCGUGGAGCUGGUCGACGACCUCAAAUUGCUGAAGCCCACUGGUUUCAUGUCGGUUCCCCGUCUUUACAGCCGAUUCGGUACUGCUAUCCGCGCCGCGACGGUUGAGCAGCCUGGUUUCAAGGGCGCCCUGUCGCGACACAUCGUCGCAGCCAAGACUGCCAACAUGAAGAACCCCGAUCCCUCCAAGGCCACCAUCAAGCAUGCCCUGUACGACCGUAUCUGGGCCAAGAAGGUGGCUGCCGCUCUCGGCUUGGAGCGUGCCCGGUACAUGGUUUCCGGUUCUGCGCCUCUAGACCCCACCCUGCACAACUUCCUGCGUGUUGCAACCGGUACCGACGUUGUCCAGGGUUACGGUCUGACCGAGUCCUACGCCUCCGCCACCGCCCAGUCGGCGAGCGAUCUGAGCUCCGGUAACUGUGGUCGUCUGGCCCCUUGCGUCGAGGCCUGCCUGGUCUCUCUGCCCGACAUGGAGUACUCGGUCGAGGACAAGCCCUUCCCACGUGGUGAGCUCCUGCUGCGCGGUAACAACAUGUUCCGCGAGUACUACAAGAACGAGGAAGAGACCGCCAAGGCAGUCACCGAGGACGGCUGGUUCCGCACCGGUGAUGUCUGCACCGUAGACGCUGAGGGCCGCUUCAUCAUCAUCGACCGCCGCAAGAACGUCCUCAAGCUCGCACAGGGCGAGUACAUCUCCCCUGAGCGUCUGGAAGGUGUGAUCCUUUCCGAGAUUGGCUACGUUGCCCAGGCCUACGUGCACGGCGACAGCUCCGAGACCUUCCUGGUCGGUAUCUUCGGUGUUGCGCCUGAUCUCUUCGCUCCCUAUGCCAGCAAGGUCUUGGGCAAGACAAUCGAUCCCACGGACGUGAACGCCCUCAAGGAGAACCUUGACGAUGACAAGCUGCGUCGCGCUGUGCUCCGUGAUCUGGAGCGCGUGGCCAAGAAGCACAAGUUCGCCGGAUACGAGCGUGUCCGCAACGUCUCCCUCAAGGUCGACCCCUUCACCGUCGAGAACAACCUUCUUACCCCGACUCUCAAGCUCAAGCGUCCUCCUGUCGUCAAGGCCUACCGUCCCCUCCUGGACCAGCUUUACCAGCAGGCCAACGAGGAGCAGUCCGCUCCCCGUGCCAAGCUGUAG